Molecule: messenger RNA, 1530 nt
Organism: Penicillium verrucosum
Lineage: Eukaryota; Fungi; Ascomycota; Eurotiomycetes; Eurotiales; Aspergillaceae
Exons: 11
Coding region: 1-1530 (509 amino acids)
Biological process (GO): transmembrane transport
Cellular component (GO): membrane
Molecular function (GO): transmembrane transporter activity
Source: RefSeq, a predicted model, not a curated record
AUGGCAGACCUUAAGAAUCCUGAAGAUUCCCUGGCGCAGGAGGUGAAUGCCAGUGAUGAAAAUACAUUGGUUCUUCAUCGCAGUUACUCACUAUUUGAGAACUUCUCAACUUCGUUCGCUGCCCUGUAUUCUGUCGGUGGUGUCCGAGUGACAUUUAAAACAGGUAUCGCAGCUGGAGUACCAUUAGCUUAUUGGACGACUUAUAUUGUAACCUGUGUGUUUACAUUCAUCACAGCAGCUGUUAUUGCAGAGGCGUGCUCGGCUUCUCCAUCUGCUGGUUCAAUUUAUCUAUGGGCUGCGGAAGCAGGUGGUAAAAGGUUUGGGCGACUAUUUGGCUUCAUUGUGGCCUGGUGGAGCACAACAGCCUGGACAACAUUCUGUGCCAGCAAUACCCAGUCAGCUGUAAACUACAUGCUUUCGGAAAUGACUGUCUUUGAUAUCAACUUUCCUACCGAUGUCUCAAAUAUCAAGUUCCAUGCUGUGCAAUGGAUAUGCACCGAGGUUCUCUUGGCUUUAGCCGCAUUAAUGAACCUCGCAUCUGGUACGCUCAAAUAUGUCUUUUGGUUCUCGACCGGUGCUGUCUUUCUGGACUUCAUAUUGAACGUCGUUUGGCUUCCAAUCGGUGCGCACAAUACCUUCGGCAUGCGGACCGCCAGUGAAGCAUUCCUGACUACAUAUAACGGAACGGGAGCCCCGGCCGCUGGUAUUCUGAUCGGAUUUGAUGCCUCGGGUCAUGUCGCCGAAGAGACUAAGAAUGCCGCUGUCAAUGCCGCAAAGGGUAUCUUCUGGAGUAUAGCUGUCAGUGGAGUUCUUGGCUUCUCUGCCGUGAUCUUAUUCUUUUUGAACUUCUCUUCUAUGGGAAAGAAACUAACAAUUUGGCAGCCGCCAAUCGACGUCCUCUUCUCAUAUAACGCACCCCAACCUUUUGUGCCCUUGUAUAUCGCACUUCUGGACGAGGGUGGACAUAUUGUUAUGAAUGUGCUCUCGGUUGUAGCUCUAUGGCUGAAUACCGCCAUUGCCAUCACAGCAGCCUCCCGUCUGGUUUUCGCCGUCGCCCGUGAUGGAGUACUUCCAUUAUCUGGAUGGGUAUCACGGGUCUCUGCGGAGGGUCAGCCUAGGAACGCAGUCCUUGUUGUAUGGGGCGUCGCCGCAGUUAUUACCUGCACUAUCCUGCCGUCCGCGGUGGCAUUUACUUCUCUGGUCUCAGCUGCGGGUGUUCCUUCAGCUGCUGCCUACGGACUCAUUGGUCUUGGAAGGUUGACUUUAACCUCCAGUGAAAAGCUUGAGGCAAAAUGGUCUCUCGGGCGACUAAGCAGGUCAUUCCAGUUCAUCUCGGUUUUGUGGAAUGGCUGGGUUGCCGCGGUCCUCUUCUCACCAUAUUUAUUUCCCGUUGAAGCCUCCACUCUAAAUUAUGCGCCAAUUAUCCUGGGUAUUGCCACUAUCUUCGCGCUCAUCUCGUGGUUCUUCACUCCGGCUCCAGCGUGGGUACCGCGGGGCCGGCUUUCUCGUCCAGUUGAGGAUACGGAAUGA